Elaeis guineensis (African oil palm) is the source of this 735-nucleotide messenger RNA. Lineage: Eukaryota; Viridiplantae; Streptophyta; Magnoliopsida; Arecales; Arecaceae. The record is from RefSeq and is a predicted model, not a curated record.
CUUCAUCCCGAUAUUUAAAUAAUUUAUAAAACAAUCUUAUUGGCCGAGUUACUUAUUCCAAAAUUCUCGAGUGUCCACCAGACCGGAUCUCCCUUCCUUAAAAGCAAGCGACGCUCUCCGCCUCCCAUGUCCAUCGUCUCCUUUUUAUUCCAAUUUUUGCGGACGGAAGGGGAGGGAGAGUCGGGUGGUUCCGUUAUCUUGCCGUAACGGUAAUCGCGAUGGGGAGCCUCCCGGAGGAGAAUAACGCGACGAUCGGUGCCCGGCAGCGGCCGCGGUUCCUCUGCCUCCACGGCUUCCGCACCAGCGGCGAGAUUAUGCGGACGCAGGUGUUGGGCAAGUGGCUGGAUCACGUGACCGCCCGCCUCGAUCUCUUCUUCGCCGACGCCCCCUUCCCGGCGGAGGGCAAGUCCGACGUUGAGGGAAUAUUCCCUCCCCCCUAUUACGAGUGGUUCCAGUUCGACUCGGCAUUUCUGAAUUAUAGGAACUUCGACGAGUGCCUGGCGUACAUCGAGGAGCUGAUGAUCAAACACGGGCCGUUCGAUGGCCUGAUGGGCUUCUCUCAGGGGGCGAUUCUUUCUGCCGCGUUGCCGGGUCUACAGGCGAGGGGGCUGGCGUUGACGAGGGUACCGAAGGUGAAGUACGUGGUGAUAAUCGCGGGGGCGAAGUUGCAGUCACCGGUGGUGGCGGAGAAGGCGUACGCGUCCAAGAUCGAGUGCCCAUCGCUCCACUUUAUAG